This is a messenger RNA of Nilaparvata lugens (brown planthopper), 3273 nucleotides long. RefSeq names its product cytochrome P450 4C1. Lineage: Eukaryota; Metazoa; Arthropoda; Insecta; Hemiptera; Delphacidae. The coding region runs from base 219 to 1862 and encodes 547 amino acids. Gene Ontology annotation, molecular function: monooxygenase activity; heme binding; iron ion binding. The transcript has 13 exons. The record is from RefSeq and is a predicted model, not a curated record.
GUUGAUAUCCGCCAGAGCGCUCCUGAGCGGCGAGCUUGCAAGUUUCGCUUCAGCCGUCCAGUGUUAAGUGCGUGCCCAUCGUGUGUGCUUGGGGAGGUCUCAAAACUGCAAAAAAUUGGUUUAAAAACUGCAAAAAUUUGGAUAUUGCCCUGUUUGUCGUGCCCUCUCACUCUAUCUGGUGCGGGUCCCGUCUUUAUCUUUCACUCUACACUGACAACAUGUCGUCCGGGAAACUUCUCACACCGGAUGGAGCCGGAAGCACACUGUUACCACCCUCCAAAUUAGCACCGACUAGCACGUUCAGCGCGCUGCUCUCCACAGCAGUGGGACUCCUGUUCGUAUCUCUGCUGCUCUACAAAUGGCGCCGAAGAAGGCUGGAGAAGUUGGCAGCACUGAUGCCUGGACCUCCCGCCCUCCCGCUCAUUGGCAACGGGCUCGAGUUUAUUGGCAGCACUGAGGAUGUGAUGGGAAAAAUCAUUUCAAUUUCUUCGUCAUACGAGUCUCCGUUUCGUGUGUGGAUCGGUCCAUUACUUAUAGUGGUGCUCAAAAAUCCUGAGGAUAUACAGAUAGUGCUCAAUAGCUCCAAGACUCUGGGGAAGGAUCCGCUCUACAGGUUCUUCAGAAAUACUGUCGGCACUGGUCUAUUCUCUGCACCAGUUGAUAAAUGGAAGAAAAACCGCAGAGCUAUCACGCCUGCUUUCAACAAUAAACUGUUGGAACAAUUUGUGCCAGUUUUCAACCAGCAGAACAAACUCCUGGUGGAGAAGUUGGCGCCCCAUCUGAACAAAGCGGAUCAAUUUGACUUGUUCGACCUGAUCAGUCCUGCCACUCUCGAUAUUAUCUGCCAGACUGCUCUGGGAAUUGAUGUCAAGGCACAAGACAAUCCUGAAUGUGAAUUCGCUCAAGCGCUCUACAGAGCUUCCGAGCUGGACUACAUGAGAAUCUAUAAGCCAUGGCUGCAUACAGACUUUGUCUUCUACAACAUCAGUUACGGAAAGGAACUCACCAAGAUCUACAAACAGCUUCAUGAGAUGCCAAACAUGGUCAUCAAGAAGAAGCGUGAAGAAUAUGAGAAGAAGAAAGAGACAGAGAGAUUGAUUGCUGAAGGAAAGAUACCAGAGCCUGUAGAAGAGGAACAAGAGCCACAAAGAUUGAAGGUGUUCCUGGACAUUUUGUUCGAGCUGAUUGACUCGGGAACGAAUUUCACAAACGACGAUCUGAGAGAUGAAGUUGUUACCAUGAUGGUCGGGGGAAGUGAAACCAGUGCUCUCACAAACUGCUUCUGUUUACUCAUGCUUGCCAUGCACCCAGAAAUCCAGGACCGAGUAUACAACGAGAUCUACUCGAUCUUCGGAGACACAGAUAGAGAGGUGACUAUGGACGACCUGAACAAUCUGGUCUACUUGGAGCAGGUGAUCAAGGAGUCCUUGAGGAGGUUCCCCGUUGGACCCAUCUUCCUCAGGGAGGUCAAAGAGGACAUUGACCUCACUUCGUACACACUUCCAGCCGGUUGUACAGUGGCCCUAUGUCCGGUUGCAAUGCACAUGCGCGAAGACAUCUACGAAAAUCCGGAGAAAUACGACCCCGAGAGGUUUACAGCCGAUAACAUUGCCAAACGCCACAAGUACAGUUUCAUCCCUUUCAGUGGUGGCCCCAGAGGGUGUAUAGGAGCGAAAUACGCUAUGCUGUCUAUGAAAACGACCGUAUCAACUGUACUCCGAAGCUACAGUGUGCACACCACUAUCAAGAUGGAGGAUAUAAAGCUGAAGGUGGACCUUCUGAUGCGAUCGGCUAUCGGCUACCCCGUCACACUCAAGCCGAGAACACGCAAACCUAUUCCGGUCUCAACCAGUGCCAACUAGGCCGAAAAAUGCGGAACUGUAAACAAAAAAUGUCAAAAAGACAUAAACUUCGACAGAUACAAACAUUUUUUGAAAAAUUCCAAAAAAUGUAAACCCAUUCCGGGCUCUCAGGAUGCUAAAUAGGUCGAAAAAUGUCAAAAAAGAUAUUAAAAUCGAAAGCUGUAAACUUUUUUUGAAAAAAACUUCUGAAAAUGUGAACCAAUUCCGGGCUUCCAGGAUGCUAAAUAGACCGGAAAAUGCAGAACUAUAAUCAGAAAAUGUCAAGGAGACAUAAAAUUCGAAAGCUGUAAACAUUUUUUGAAAAAGUACUGAAGAUAUUAGAGAAAAUUUUAACUCUUUCCGGCCUCACAGGAUACCAACUAGGUCGAAAAGAGCAGGAUAUUGUUCAAAAGACAUAAAAUUUAAAAGCUGUGAACAGUUUUUUAACAAAAUCAAAAUUAAUGUCAGCACAAUUUGGUCUCAAAGGCUGCCACAUAGGGAAAACUGCAUUGCAAUACUCGAGUAAAUGGUACCAUGUUUGAGACAAUUACAUUAAAUUUGUUAAUUAUUAGUAGGUACGGUAAACAUCUGGGGCCAAAGGUGUAACUUUCGUUAAAUUUUUUCGCCCGAUGAUGGCAAUUUCCCCGAGGGAGAAAAUGCACUUUUGUCCCUUGAUGAAUACAACAAUUUUCCUUAUCCAACUUUGGAAUAUUGAUUUUAUAUGAAAUGGUCUUGCCUGUUGCAUCCAUGAGAUGUAGGCCUGUAUUUUUCUACUUAAUAAAUAAGUAGAUGCAACUGAAAAUCGGGUUAAGAGCUACAUAAAAUAAUUCGCGUAAUCUGUAUGUCGACUAAUUUUAUCUCUCUAUUGAACAUUUGGAUGGAUAAAAAUCUAAUAAGGCAAUUUCAAGUCUAGUAUGGUCACUGUAAGGUAAUCCUUCAUAGAAAACAUAGGUACAUAUUUACAGUGAGAAUAAAACUCCAAAAUUGAGAGUGAUCUUCUAAAAUUGGUGAAUUGUAUUCCACCCAUGACAUUCCUCUCAUAAAUCUCUCUCUCCAACCUAUGAGAUAGAUAGAUUCCAAUUUACCUUAGCCCAUAUCUGUUUUAUUUAUUAUUGUCUAUUGUAUUUGUUUUACGUGUGCAAUUUAUUGUUUCUUCAAUGUGAAUUGUGACAUGGUUGUAACUUCUAUGUUCAACUGACCCAAUAAAAACUUGAAACUUGAAACAGGUACAAUGCCUUCUGUUAGCAUUCUAUUAGCUAGUAUAAAGCAAUAUUUUCUAGAGAACCGUUGUAAUUUUCAAAAUUGAAGACAUUUUUAAUAUCAUACAGUUUGAAUAAGUUUUAAAUAUAUAAUGAGUGAAUCCAAUGAUAGUGUAUUGCAGUAAAUAUCUACUAUCAAUAAUUAUUUCAUGAUAUCUUUACAAAUGAAUAAA